Aegilops tauschii subsp. strangulata is the source of this 1902-nucleotide messenger RNA. RefSeq names its product glyoxylate/hydroxypyruvate reductase HPR3. Gene Ontology annotation, molecular function: hydroxypyruvate reductase [NAD(P)H] activity; NAD binding; glyoxylate reductase (NADPH) activity. The record is from RefSeq and is a predicted model, not a curated record. NCBI's taxonomy places the organism in Eukaryota, Viridiplantae, Streptophyta, Magnoliopsida, Poales, Poaceae. Gene Ontology annotation, cellular component: cytosol.
GUUUCUUUUUUGUUACCUGCGGAACAGACCGAAGAGGAAGCUUCCAACUCUCAGCUAUGGCGUCGGCCGGCGGCAACCCGCUGGUCCUCCCGGCCGUCCUCCACCUCCGCCGGUCAGACGCCGACUUCACCGCGGCGCUGAGCGAGCGGUUCCGCGUCCUCGACUUCUUCUCCUCCGGCGAGCCCCUCCCGGCGUUCCUCGCCGCGGCCGCGGCCGCGCCGGAGCCCCCGCGCGCCGCGGUCGUCGUGGGCGGCGGCUCCGUGCGCGUGGACGCCUCGUUCCUGGACGCCGUGCCCUCCCUCCGCUGCGUCCUCACCACGGGCGCCGGGAUUGACCACAUCGACCUCGCCGAGUGCGCGCGCCGCGGCGUCGCCGUCGCCAACUCCGGGGAGGUCUUCUCCACCGACGUCGCCGACUACGCCGUCGGCUUGCUGCUCGACGUGCUCCGGCGCGUGUCGGCGGCGGAGCGGUACGUCCGGCGCGGGUCCUGGCCGGUGCAGGGCGACUACCCCCUCGGAUCCAAGUUCGUGCACUUCUUUGUACUCUCCUCAUUCAGUAAUUGGCACCAUCUUGGUGGCAAGCGUGUUGGCAUCAUCGGCUUGGGGAACAUCGGCUCACGGAUUGCAAGGAGGCUUGAAGCUUUUGGCUGCAUCAUCCACUACAACUCGAGAAAACCAAAGGAUUCAAUUUCUUACAAGUACUUCGGAAAUGUUCACGAUCUUGCUGCUGAAUCCGACGUGCUCAUUGUCGCAUGUGCACUAAACAAGGCGACGCGGCACAUCGUGGACAAGGAUGUGCUGGAGGCCCUAGGAAAGGGUGGUGUGGUCAUCAACAUCGGCCGAGGAGCAAACAUCGACGAGGCGGAACUGGUCGUUGCACUCAGGGAGGGAAAGAUUGCAGGCGCGGGCCUUGACGUCUUCGAGCACGAGCCCAAGGUGCCAGCAGAGCUGUUCUCCAUGGAGAAUGUGGUUCUGUCGCGUCACGUGGCGGUCUUUACAGAGGAGUCCAGGUCGGACCUGCGCGCGCACACCGUGGGCAACCUUGAAGCCUUCUUCUCCGGUCAGCCGUUGCUCACUCCAGUGGAUGCUGAUUCUCUAGUGCAGUGAACGCAGAUCACUCAUAUCAGAUAUAUUCAAAGCAUUGUGGGGUGCUGCUGCUAGCGGACCAAUAUAUAAUUUUGUUAAAAAUUGGGGUCCCGGUGCCCCUUGGAUAAUAAAUCCGGCUCAUCUGGUGGUGCUGCUAGCAGCGAGCAUGGGCAUUGCCAGUGGCGGGGACUCCUUCGACCAGCAUCGGUGGCGAUCAAGGCAGCAUCGUGGUGUGCCCUUAUGGGAUUUCCAUGUUCCUGUAAACUGGUACAAAACUCAACUGACAAAAGAGAGUUGUGACUCUCCAAGGGCGAGGAUUUCUCGCUCAGAAAUAUGUACAUGCCAAUUGGGAUGAAUGGUGGACUUAUGAUCAGGCAAGGGAUGAAGGUUAGGUGGUUGCUGCCCAAGCAGCAGAUUCUGAACCCUGCCUGGUUCUGCCCCUUCCCGGCGAAACUGUGCCAUUUCAGAAAUAAUUGUAGGAUAAGUUUUGCAAAUUGCUUCUGGUUCGUUGCUCAAGGAGAACAACGGUAGAUUGAUAUGUUCCUAAAUCCAUGAAGGUACAUUGUGCCUUUGCGCGUGGUCAUCAUUCACUCACUUCUCCUAAGUCCUGCCAAUUUUUCUCCCUAGUUCGUGAUGGUAUUGCCCAAGACACGCGCCGGACCUUGAAUCAAAAGAAGUGUUGUAACCAUGUAUCGCUAUAUCGGUGACGUGAUUUCACGAUGUUAGUCAGAGUGUGGUAUGUUCUUGCUGUUUAUAAGCCAUCCAGCCUUAGUAUUUGAAUAUAUUUAUGGUUGUGUGCAUGAUAUAGAAGCCAGAA